GUGCUACGCCACCAAGAGUCCCUCCUCCCGGCUGCUGCGGGGACGCGGCGGGGUCAGUCGCGGUUGGGCUGCUCCGGACGGGUCUGAGCCUUUGGGUCUGUGGUGACGGGCAGAGGUGGCCACAGGGUCCGGACCUGCUUGUUCCGGCGGUGGAUGCGACAGACUGACCUUGGUCGCUGUUAUUUGUAGCUUGCAGCCCAGGGUCGGAGCCGAUGGCGGCUUGGGCGAGCAGGGCCGCUGCCCGAGGCUUGCGGGCGCGAGACCCCGGGGUCCGGACAGUUACUCCGCGCGCUCCCCUUCCCUCCCAGCCCGAGCCACCCGGCCGCGGCCCCGCUCCGGGCAGAGCACUGCACCUCUCCGCAGCGGCCCCCGCCGGGCACAACAAGUGGUCUAAAGUCCGCCAUAUCAAGGGUCCCAAGGACAUCGAGAAGAGUCGUAUCUUUGCCAAACUCUGUCUGAACAUCCGCCUAGCGGUUAAAGAGGGAGGCCCCAACCCUGAGCUCAACAGCAGCCUGGCCAACAUCUUAGAGGUGUGUCGCAGCAAGCACAUGCCCAAAUCAACGAUUAACACAGCACUGAAAAUGGAGAAAACUAAGGACAUUUAUUUGCUGUAUGGGGUUCGAGGUCCUGGUGGCUCUUCUCUGCUCAUUGAAGCGUUAUCUAACAGUGGCUCCAAGUGCCAAUCAGACAUAAGGCAUAUUCUGAACAAGAAUGGGGGAGUGAUGGCUGAAGGAGCUCGUCACUCCUUUGACAAAAAGGGGGUGGUUGUGGUUGGAGUGGAGGACAGAGAGAAGAAAGCUGUGAACCUAGAGCGUGCCCUGGAGUUGGCAAUUGAAGCAGGAGCUGAGGAUGUCAAGGAAACUGAAGACGAAGAAGAAAAGAGCAUUUUUAAAUUUAUUUGUGAUGCCUCUUCACUGCAUCAAGUGAGGAAGAAGCUGGACUCCCUGGGCUUGUGUUCUGUGUCCUGUACACUAGAGUUCAUCCCCAACUCAAAGGUGCAGCUGGCUGACCCUGACCUGGAGCAGGCUGCUCAUCUCAUCCAGGUUCUCAGCAACCACCAGGAUGUGAUUCACGUCUAUGACAACAUCGAGUAACCAGUCUGUAUGUGCGCCUGGCCUUCUUCCUAGGCAAGUGGCUGCCAUUCUGGAGCACAGGCUUCUGCAGCAAUCUCUGAGACUGCAGCAGUGGGAGGCCUAGCAGGUUAGGAUGCCUAAGGCUGGGACUUGUGACCUUGAGGCCAAGGGAAUCCCACACUUCUGUAGGACCUCUUUGUUGGCUCUGCUGGUGUGUCAGAGCCCACCUGGAUGAGUCUCCCAACACCCUCCUGGGUCUGGUCAGACUAUGACCUUAGGUAGUUGGCCUUUGUGGGGAUUGUAAGUGCUGUGAGGCCCUAUGUACAAGAAACUGCUCUUAAAUAAUAACAGUGAUUGAACUUGGUUGCUGCA
Galeopterus variegatus (Sunda flying lemur) is the source of this 1445-nucleotide messenger RNA. RefSeq names its product translational activator of cytochrome c oxidase 1. Gene Ontology annotation, cellular component: mitochondrion. Lineage: Eukaryota; Metazoa; Chordata; Mammalia; Dermoptera; Cynocephalidae. Bases 213 to 1094 code for a protein of 293 amino acids. The transcript is spliced from 5 exons. The record is from RefSeq and is a predicted model, not a curated record.